Messenger RNA from Oryza brachyantha (malo sina), 596 nucleotides. Its product is annotated as transmembrane protein 256 homolog. The transcript is spliced from 5 exons. The coding region runs from base 9 to 446 and encodes 145 amino acids. The record is from RefSeq and is a predicted model, not a curated record. NCBI's taxonomy places the organism in Eukaryota, Viridiplantae, Streptophyta, Magnoliopsida, Poales, Poaceae.
AAGGAAAAAUGGAGCGGCGACGACCGGUGGAGAGUGGAGACGACGAACGGAGGAAACAGAAGCCGCGAGCGAGCGAGGAAGACGACGCAAGGAAGAAGAGGGCGGUGGCGAUGGAUCCGAUGCUGUGGCACAAGGUGGCCGCCGUCUCCGGGGUUGCUGCCCUUGGACUUGGCACCUAUGGCGCGCACAUGUUCCGCCCCAAGAACCCCGCGUACAAGGAGGUUUGGCACACCGCGUCCCUCUACCAUCUCGUCCACACCGCGGCGUUGCUCGGGGCUCCCGUCACCAAGCACCCCAAUGUCUUCGGAGGGCUUCUCACGGCUGGGAUUGUUCUCUUCUCUGGAACGUGCUACACUGUGGCUUAUCUUGAAGACAGGAAGUAUUCUUCGACGGCACCGUUGGGGGGCUUUGCGUUCAUCGCUGCAUGGGCCAGUCUGCUCUUCUGACUACAUUGUGUUUCAGCAUGCCAAAACAUAUUACAUUACUGAAUGCUUUGUAUUUGGUGCUCUAUCAUCUCACGCAGUUGACUGGUAUGCAUCUCUAUUAUGACCUUCUAGAAGAGAAAUAAAAUAAAACCAUAAACCUUGUUGGUCACU